ACGAACGUGUUUUAUUCUCGUGCCGAAAACCAUGUGUGACAAAAAACAGGAGCAACGUAUCAAUCUCAAAUUUCUCGUUAAAUUGAAAAAAACUCCGACCGAGUGCUAUAAAUUAUUGCAAGAGGCCUAUGGAGACAAUUCUCUAUCUCGUGCACGUGUUUUUGAGUGGUAUAAGCGCUUCAGUGAGGGCCGAGAGAGCACUGAAGAUGACGAGCGCCCAGGUCGCCCUGUCACUGUUUCAACUCCGGAAACAGUGACCAAAAUCAACCAAAUUGUGCGUGCAGAUCGUCGAAUGAGCAUCCGGAUGAUUGCCAAGGCUGUAAACGCCGAUAAAGAAACGGUUAGAAAAAUUUUACAUGAGGAAUUACACAUGACAAAAGUCUGUGCGAAGUUGGUGCCAAAAAACCUGACUCCUGACCAAAAGUAGCCACACCUCGUAUAAUAAAUUAAUGAACACAUGCAAAUAUUUUUAAUAUUUUUGUCGAGUAAAAUUUUUCAUUGUCAAUUCAC
Molecule: messenger RNA, 510 nt
Organism: Rhopalosiphum maidis (corn leaf aphid)
Lineage: Eukaryota; Metazoa; Arthropoda; Insecta; Hemiptera; Aphididae
Product: protein GVQW3-like
Exons: 1
Coding region: 32-427 (131 amino acids)
Source: RefSeq, a predicted model, not a curated record